AUGAAGGCACUCAAGCGGGUGGGCCCUGCUUCUGGCGCAGCCGCAGCCGCUGCUCUUGCUGCAAGGCUCACCCGGCACAGGAGGGCGCCAUGCUCUUCCAAGGCAAUCAUGACGCUUGUCGAUGGACACUACCACAUCUACAAGAGCUUUUACGCCACCAAGCACAGCGGGCUCUGCAACCAGCGAGGCGAGCCGACAAAUAUUGUCCACAGCUUCAUGCAGCAGAUCGAGCGUAUCCACCGGGAGCUUGAGCCCUCGCACAUGGCAGUGCUCUUGGACAGUGCAACCUCGUCUUCGUCCCGACGAGACUUCUUGCCAGAGUACAAGAAAAACCGGAAGUGUCCCAAAGAGCUGCUUGAGCAAUUGCCGAAGGUCAUCAAGGCCUGCGAUGCCAUGGGGGUGCAGUGGCGGUGUCAUGAGGACUUCGAAGCCGAUGAUUUGAUUGCCUCUUACACGCGCCGAUUUGGUGCAUUUGGGUCCGGUUGUGAGGUGAAGAUCGUUUCUUGUGACAAGGACCUCCUCGAGCUGGUGGGCGACCAGGUGGAGUUGCUGGACACCCCUCGAGACCACCGUUCUGGUUUUGUCCGGAUGGACAGAAGUGAGGUCUGGAACAAGUGGGGCGUUCGACCGGACCAGAUCCCGGAUCUGCUAGCACUUAUGGGCGACUCUGCCGACAGCAUCCCCGGAAUACCGGGCAUCGGAGCCAAGAGAGCCGCAACACUGUUGCAACAGUGUGGCAGCCUAGAGACCAUUGUCAAGCGAGCGCAGGAGGGCACACUAACAGUGUCGGGCAUUUCCCCACGACUCUGUGGCAAGAUCUGCGAGCACGGCCCAAGGGCUCUGGAGUUGCUAAAGAACGUGGUACGGUUGAAGGACGCCUCCGUGGAGAAGGAGGAGCUCGACUGCUUCAAGGUGCCCGAGCGGGACGAUUCCUGGCGUGACCGCGUCAGCCUCUUCUGCGACUCCGAAGACAUGACAAAGCUGAAGGAGCGUUUCACCUCCAAAGGCCCAACUCGUGGUAAGAAGGGCGAAGGCGAAGAAGAGGCGUCCUGCAUCCCAUCCCGGUUGGACACCGGGAAGGUCCUCGAGGUCCGGACGCCCGACGAAGCCCGGGAGGCACUCGGGCGCCUGGAGCGGUACCCCGAAGCCACCUUCGCCGUGUUCUGCGUGGGGAGCGAGGAGCUUUCUGGCAACGUUUCAUGCCUUGCGAUCUACGGAGGUCCCUCCAUCGACCUGGGCCACGGCCGCACGAAAGUCUGGGUGGAUCUGUUGGACGCUUCCGAAGAGAUGCUUGGCUUGUGGCAGAGCUUUCUGGCAACCCCCCUGAAGAAGGUUUACCACGCGUAUGCGGACACGCAGCGUGGCUUGAGCCGGGGCAGCACGCCGAGCAUCCUGGGCAGAGGCGGCUUUGCUGCAGACGUAUCGCACCUUGCACUUCUCUGGGAACCCAGCUGGAACAACUCACUGCCAUGGCUGGCGGAGAAGUUGCUGGGCCCGACUUGGAAGCUGCAGCGACCUCAAGGUGAAGAGGGCAAGAAGAAGGUCCGUGACCUGCAGCAGGGCAGAUGUCGGAACGAUUGGGUCCAGUUGUGUGGAGACAGUGCGGCCGCCGUGUUUUUCCUCCACCAAGACCUGACGGCCAGGCUUGCAAAGCAGACAUGGGUGGCUCCCAAAGAGGUUCUGCCUGGAGCAACAGCUUCGAUGCUGGACUUCUACACGGAGCACUGGCAGCCGCUGGCUAUGCUGCUCUCGGACAUGGAGCUUCGCGGCGUUCCAGUCCACGGCGAGAGGCUCAAGGAUUUGAUCACGGAGAAGUCCACCGCCCAGGAGUUGCUCCACCGAGCCUUUUGCAGCUGGGCUGUCAGCAAAGGUUGCCUGAACGAGGCCUCGGCCUCUAUGGUGAGUUUGAACUCUAGCGAGCAAUUGGCCCAUUUGCUUUUCGGUUCUGGUGAAAGAGAGUUCGCCGGCCAGGGCACUGGCCCGGCAGGGGGCUCCCAGCUUCUUCCCGAAGCGGAGCUCUGGCCCAAGAGGCUUCCAGAGCUCAAGGAGCUUUGCAGAGAACGGGAUCUCAUGGUGAGCGGCAAGAAGAUUGAGCUCGUGCAGCGCCUUUGCGAUCCUCAGGCUCAAGCGCAAGGCAGGUCUCGGCGUUCCCGGCCGAGCCUAAAGAUUCGGGGUCUCUGCCUCGAACGGAGCACCGUCACUGGUGCGGCUCGCGCAGGCAGCGUGCAGCUGACCUCGCAAACGUUACAUGAGCUGGUGGAGUGGGAGCGCCAGUCGCCAACAGAAGCUGCAGAGCCUUUCCAAAGCUUGUUGUCUUGGCGGCAGCAUGAGGCUCAGCUGGGUUUCUUACGGCCCUUGCAAACUGCUUGCCGCGGGGGUCGGGUCCACCCACAGUUGAAACUGAACACGGCCACAGGCCGCCUUUACAGCAGGAGCCCGAAGUUGCGCCACGCGAUGCGAUCUGUGGUUUCGGCGCCUCCAGGAAAGCGUUUCUUGGUGGCGGGCUAUGGCCAGCUCGAGCUAAGGCUGGCGGCACAGUUAGCAGACUGCCCCGCCAUGAUUGACAUCCUUAUGCAUGAUGGCGACAUCCAUUCUAGAACGGCCUACCACAUGUUCGACGAGGUACGGGACAGCGUGGACGAAGCGAAGGUGGCUUUGGAGGGCGAUGUCCAGGGAGUGGCGACGGUGGAAGAUGUUUUCCCGGAGCUGCGCAGGCGCGCCAAGGCGUUGAAUCUCGCUUUGCUAUACGGUAAGACGGCUCAUUCGGUGGCCAACGACUGGGGUUUGAGCCAAGAAGAGGCCUCUGCCGUGAUUGAUCGUUGGUUUCGGACUUUUCCAGAGCUCGAGGCUUGGAUGAAGCAGUUGCACGAGAACGACCAAACUGCAACGUUGCUGGGGCGGCAGCGUCAGCUCGGCCGUUUGGAGGGGCGAUCCUUCAAAGGGUUGGGUCGGACACGACUCGUCUUCCCUGUGCAGGGCAGUGCCGCAGACGUGGUCUUGAGCGCCAUGGUAAAGGUGGAGCGCUCCAGCGUGCUUCAACAGCUUGGCUAUAACCUCGUGCUGCAGAUCCAGGGCGAGCUUUUGCUCGAAGGACCUGAGGAUCAUGCCGACGAGGCCUUGGCAGAGCUGGUGCGCCUCAUGGAGGACCCACUCCCGUUUGAGCUCAAAGUACCCCUGAAAGUGAAUGCCAGGCAUGCGCAAACCUGGAGUGAGGCAGGGGCUUGA
Molecule: messenger RNA, 3225 nt
Organism: Symbiodinium sp. CCMP2592
Lineage: Eukaryota; Dinophyceae; Suessiales; Symbiodiniaceae
Source: the annotation of a GenBank genome assembly